CAGAGACUUGUCUCGCCAAAAGAGAGGGAAGAUAUUUGUACGUUUUCUUCUGUUCAUUUUAUCACCGUGAAUCAUACAGAAUACAAACAUUCUUAACCUGGGAUUUUCUUCAAUCUGAAUUCAACUGUAAAACAGAUUUAAUCUCAGACUGAUUGUUCUGACAGGACUAGUUUUAUUUGGAUCCUACUAGUUGUCUGGUGUGGAUAUAAUAUCAGUCUGUCUUUGAGAUGGAGUCCAGAACUGUUCUACUUAUUCUGGGUCUUCAUUUCACUCUACUGGGGAACUUAAAUGCCAUAGAUUGCAGCCUGGGCUUCAUAGCCAAUCGGAGACAAUGUGUUGAUGCAGAUGAGUGUACAGAGUGGGCCGGUGCCACACCCUGUGGAAGUAAUGCCACGUGUUACAACACAAUCGGAAGCUUCUACUGUCAGUGUCUAACUGGGUUCAAAUCCAAAACGACUUUCAACUUUACCCUUUCUGGACAGUGUAUUGACUUCAAUGAGUGCCUGGAGAAACCACAGGUUUGUGGAAGCAACACCACUUGCCUCAACACCAUCGGGAGCUACCACUGCCAGUGUCUACCUGGGUUCAGAUCUAACAUAACCAACGUCACUAGACACUGUGAGGACAUAGAUGCGUGUAAUGUAACCGCUGGUAUCUGUGGAGUGGGCGGGGACUGCCAGAACCAGAAAGGAAGCUACAGUUGCCUCUGUCACCCUGGAUACAGUAACUACGGCAACAAACAGGCACAGUGCUCAGACAUAGAUGAGUGUAAUGUAACCGCUGGUAUCUGUGGAGUGGGCGGGGACUGCCAGAACCAGAAUGGAAGCUACAGUUGCCUCUGUCACCCUGGAUACAGUAACUACGGCAACAAACAGGCUCAGUGCUCAGACAUAGAUGAGUGUAAUGUAACCGCUGGUAUCUGUGGGUGGGCGGGGACUGCCAGAACCAGAAGAAGCUACAGUUGCCUCUGUCACCCUGGAUACAGUAACUACGGCAACAAACAGGCUCAGUGCUCAGACAUAGAUGAGUGUAAUGUAACCGCUGGUAUCUGUGGAGUGGGCGGGGACUGCCAGAACCAGAAAGGAAGCUACAGUUGCCUCUGUCACCCUGGAUACAGUAACUACGGCAACAAACAGGCACAGUGCUCAGACAUAGAUGAGUGUAAUGUAACCGCUGGUAUCUGUGGAGUGGGCGGGGACUGCCAGAACCAGAAAGGAAGCUACAGUUGCCUCUGUCACCCUGGAUACAGUAACUACGGCAACAAACAGGCUCAGUGCUCAGUACUGACCUGUGACCAGUUCAAAGCGGAUGAGACUCCUGGACAGACUGUCCCAGGUUUAGCUGGUCUCCUGUCUCUGAUGAGGAACAACUGUCUGGCGUUGAGUAACUCUGGGGACGCAGCCGGAGGGAGACUGACAGGAGAGAUACUACUGGAGAAUGUCUUCACAGAGAUAAACGGCCUCAUGUCUCACGGUAUCCUAAGCAACAGGGAGGUGAGUGGGUUGCUAGGUGCCGUGGAGGACGCCUUGAGCCUCAUCGGGCCACAGCUUAGAGACAAUCACACCACCAUGGAGACAGACCAUACAGAGGCGGAGCUUGCAGUUAGGAGGGGACAGACUCCGCCCACUGGGCCAAUCAGCCUGGCCAAUGACAACACUCGACUGGACACCAGCUGGGAGACAGCCACCGGCAACGUGACGUACCCAGGUUUCGCUCUGGCUGGGUUGGUGUUUUACAUGACACUGGAGAGGUCUGUCAACAACUCCUUCCAGUACCUCACUGACACAGACACAGACACAGCAACCGCCGCGGCGUCAAAGCCUAGCUACCAGAUCAGUUCCAAGGUGGUAACAGCUCUCGUCAGUAACCCAGCAACAGACCACCUCGCCCAGCCUGUCAUCCUCACCUUCAAACAUCUACAGGAGAGGGCAGAGUCAGCGGAGAUGAACUAUACCUGUGUGUUCUGGUCGGAGGGGCUUGUCCAGGAAGAGGGAGGGGUGUGGUCAAGGCGUGGCUGUACCAAAGUAACAUCUAAUGCUACACACACCGUGUGUUCCUGUACCCACCUUAGCAGCUUCGCUGUUCUCAUGGCUCUCUACCCUGUACAGAACACCUUUGAGCUGCGUCUGUUGACGUGGCUGGGUCUGUCGGUGUCUGUGGUGUGUCUGUUGCUGUGCAUCCUGACCUUCUGGCUGUGUCGGUCCAUCCAGGGGACACGCACAACCAUCCACCUCCACCUCUGUGUCUGCCUCUUCAUCGCUGACCUCGUCUUCCUCACCGGUAUCUCUCACACACAGAGCAAGGGAGGUUGUGGGGUUGUAGCAGGUCUCCUCCACCUGUUCUUCCUGGGAUCCUUCAGUUGGAUGUUGUUAGAGGGGGUUCUGCUCUAUCGCAUGGUGGUCCUGGUCUUCAACGCUACCAUAAGACCUCUGUACCUGUAUGCUGUGGGAUAUGGACUGCCACUGGCUAUAGUCAUCAUCUCUGCUAUCACCUACCCAGAUGGAUACGGUACCACACAACACUGUUGGUUGUCUCUGGAGAGAGGAUUAAUCUGGAGUUUCUUCGGCCCAGUGUGCACCAUCAUCAUCCUCAACGCUUUCUUCUUCCUCAUUACUGUCUGGAGGCUGGCCCAGAAGUUCUCUAGUCUCAACCCUGACCUCUCCAACCUACACAAGAUCAAGGUGUUCACAGUGACAGCAGUGGCCCAGCUGUGUGUGUUGGGUACUAUGUGGAUAUUUGGAGUGUUCCAGUUCCAAGAGGAGGGGACAGUGGUCAUGACAUAUCUCUUCACCAUCCUCAACUCUCUACAGGGAGCUCUGCUGUUCAUCAUGCACUGCCUACUGAACAAAACGGUGAGAGAGGAGUAUUGCACGCUCCUGUCCUGUAUCUGCACACCACAGAAGAAGAGAUACUCAGAAUUCAGCACAACCAAUCCUUCCUCCAGCCACUCCCAGGGGUCAGGGAGUGCCCAGGGAGUCGCAGAUAUGAUGACAUCACCAAUCCCCCACAAUGCACCUCUUUACUCCCCCCUCCUUUCCAGGCCUGGUCAGUAGAAAAUGUGCCCUACUAGCCCGGCUGGUUAGUACAAAUGUGCCCUAUCUAGAACCUAAAAGGGUUCUUCGGCUGUCCCCAUAGGAGAACCCUUUGAAGAACCCUUUUUGGUUCCAG
Messenger RNA from Coregonus clupeaformis (lake whitefish), 3168 nucleotides. Its product is annotated as adhesion G protein-coupled receptor E5-like. Bases 228 to 3053 code for a protein of 941 amino acids. Gene Ontology annotation, cellular component: membrane. NCBI's taxonomy places the organism in Eukaryota, Metazoa, Chordata, Actinopteri, Salmoniformes, Salmonidae. The transcript has 21 exons. The record is from RefSeq and is a predicted model, not a curated record. Gene Ontology annotation, biological process: adenylate cyclase-activating G protein-coupled receptor signaling pathway; cell surface receptor signaling pathway. Gene Ontology annotation, molecular function: calcium ion binding; G protein-coupled receptor activity.